Molecule: messenger RNA, 2052 nt
Organism: Cutaneotrichosporon oleaginosum
Lineage: Eukaryota; Fungi; Basidiomycota; Tremellomycetes; Trichosporonales; Trichosporonaceae
Biological process (GO): transmembrane transport
Cellular component (GO): plasma membrane
Molecular function (GO): transmembrane transporter activity
Source: RefSeq, a predicted model, not a curated record
UUUCUUUCUCGCAUCUCAUUUCUCACUUUCCAUCCCAUCUUGUCUUGUGCAUUCGGUCGUGGCAACUGUAUCGAUAUCAGCAACUCCAGCAGCAACAUCAAAGCCAACAUUAACAGCACCAAUCGGAUCAUCCGUCUUCACAACAUACCCGCCACCACCUCCACACCACCCAGCAUGUCCGACGCCUCGUCGGUGACGGCGCACCCCGCCGCGCACGACGGCAAGCCCCUCAGCGCCCACACUCUCACUCGCCGCCCCUGGCGACCACACGUCACGCCCUUCGAAACCAUCCUCAACUACCCGUACAAGGGCAGCGGAACAGACGAAGACCCGUACAUCAUCGACUGGCUGCCCGAGGACGCUGAGGACCCGCAGAGCUGGUCGCAGUUGUGGAAAUGGAGCCAGAUCGUCGUGGCGUCCUUUGCUACGCUCGCCGUAGCCCUCUCCUCGUCCGCGUACACCGGCGGUAUCCCCUCCCUCAUGGAGGACUUCAACAAGCCCAACUCGCUGUUCUGGACUGGCGGCGUGUCGCUCUUCGUCCUCGGCUUCGCCUUCGGCCCGCUCCUCUGGGCGCCCGCCUCAGAAGUGUUCGGCCGCCGCCGCGUCUACCUCUUCUCCUACUUUUUCUUGACUCUCUGGCAGGCCGUGACCUGCGCCGCGCCCAACCCCGGCUCGGUCCUCGUGUUCCGUGGCCUUGCCGGCCUCUUCGGCUCCUCCCCCCUCGCCAACGCGGGCGGCACCAUCGCCGACGUUCUCGACCCUGCGCAGAUGGGCCUGGGCAUGGCGCUGUUUUCCGUCGCGCCCUUCCUCGGUCCCGCCAUCGGCCCCAUUACUGGUGGUUUCCUCGGUGAAGCGGCUGGAUGGCGCUGGGUCAUCGGCAUGCUCGCGAUAUUCUGCGGCUUCGUCUUCGUCCUUCUCUUCCUGUUCAGCGCCGAGACGUACGCACCCCUCCUGCUGCGCCAGCGCGCAGACAAGCUAUCUAAAGUCACCGGCAAGGUUUACCGGUACCGCGCGGACGCUGCCAAGCCUUUCAACAUCGUCAACCUGUUCAAGGCGUCACUUGUCCGCCCUUGGAAAUUCCUUAUCUUGGAGCCUAUCGUGCUCGUUCUCUCCAUCUAUGUCGCAAUCGUCUACGGCAUCCUCUACCUCAACUUCGCGGCGUACCCCAUCGUCUUCAGCCAGGGCCGCGGCUGGUCGAUCGGUAUCUCGGGUCUCGCCUUCCUGGGCAUUAUGAUCGGUGCCAUUCUCUCGGUCAUCGUCACCAUUGUCUGGACGAACCCGCGGUACAUUAAGACGAUCAAGAAGCGUGGCUACCCUGUGCCCGAGGACCGCCUCGUCCCCGCCAUGUCCGGUGGCGUGAUCAUCAUCAUCGGCCUGGCGGGCUUCGCGGCCACCGACGGCCCAAACACGCACUGGAUCGCGCCGAUCAUCUUCGGCGUCCCCUUCGGCAUGGGCAUGGUCAUGCUCUUCCUCGCGUGCAUGGGCUACCUCGUGGACGUGUAUGUGAUCUACGCGGCGUCCGUCCUCGCGGCGAACUCGGUGCUCCGCUCCCUCUUCGGCGCCGCCUUCCCCCUCUUCACAAAGCCGAUGUACGAAAAGCUCGGCGUGCACUGGGCCGCGGCGCUGCCCGGCUUCCUCGCGCUCGCGUGCGCGCCCUUCCCCUUCCUCUUCUACAAGUACGGCGGCGCGAUCCGCGAAAAGUGCAAGUACGCGAGCGAGGCCGCGCGGAUCUACCAGCAGAUCAUUGCGGCGCGCAAGGCCGCGGCGGCGCAGGCGCCGGGCGCCGACGCGGAGAAGAACGUCCGGGGCGUCGACGACGACGACGACGUGCAGUCCGAAGCGGGAUUCGACUCGCCGGAACUCUUCGACCUCCAGCGCUCCAUCUCGAUGGAGGAGGAGCUCAGCGAUCCCCGCACGCGCCCCGUACGCUCCAUGUCCUUUACGCGCUCCGUGUCGCGCUCCCGCUCCCGUUCUACGACCGGGCAGUAAUCUAGACAAGCAACAUUAUAGACAGCACUAGCAUAUCCUAAUAUCAUGCAUUAAUUGGGUUUA